AUGGAUGAGCUGCUGUCAGGGGUGGCUGAAACCAUCAAGAACUUUGCCAUGAUCUACCUUGUAGGCAUCACCAAGGUUCCUGACUUCAACCCCAUGUACGAGUUGUACGACCUGUCAAUGGUGAUGUUCCUCUUCUGCAACAAGCACAUCAUGAUUGAUCUUGGUACAGGAAACAACAACAAGAUCAACUAG
Molecule: messenger RNA, 192 nt
Organism: Triticum turgidum subsp. durum (durum wheat)
Lineage: Eukaryota; Viridiplantae; Streptophyta; Magnoliopsida; Poales; Poaceae
Source: the annotation of a GenBank genome assembly